AUGUUGGUAUUGAGUAUGGCAACGCUUACUGACGACGCUGACUACGCCGCUGUCGAGCCGUCUGGGGAUCUACCAAGUCCACGAUCAGAAGCUAGAAAGAGAAAUUGGUAUUUUGUCUAUUCUCCGCAAAUGGUCACUUUCAAGACCGAAUUUUGCCUGGCUCUCGAUCCACCAUCCCGGAUUGCUUAUGCAGAUGAGUUUCGAGUGGUUCUGCUGGAGCUUGCGCAUUUUCUUUGCCCCACUGCCAGCACAUGUGGUCUCGUUUUCUUCGGCUCAACCUGA
Protopolystoma xenopodis is the source of this 282-nucleotide messenger RNA. The record is from the annotation of a GenBank genome assembly. Lineage: Eukaryota; Metazoa; Platyhelminthes; Monogenea; Polystomatidea; Polystomatidae.